Molecule: messenger RNA, 1872 nt
Organism: Salvia splendens (bonfire salvia)
Lineage: Eukaryota; Viridiplantae; Streptophyta; Magnoliopsida; Lamiales; Lamiaceae
Product: DNA repair metallo-beta-lactamase family protein
Exons: 4
Coding region: 66-1853 (595 amino acids)
Biological process (GO): interstrand cross-link repair; double-strand break repair via nonhomologous end joining
Molecular function (GO): 5'-3' DNA exonuclease activity; damaged DNA binding
Source: RefSeq, a predicted model, not a curated record
CUUUGUAAAUCAUUUCAGAUUAAAAGCUUUCUCGGUCUACAGACGACAGAGAGAGAGAAUUGAAGAUGCCGAUAGAGAUGCCGAGGGGGUUGCCAUUUUCGGUUGAUACAUGGACGCCUUCCUCCAACAUGAAGAGGACUCAUUUCCUCACCCACGCUCACAAAGACCACGCGCAAGGGAUCCUCUCUCACGCCUCCUAUCCUAUCUACUCCACGCUCCUUACCAAAACUCUUCUCCGCCAAUUCUACCCUCAGCUUGAUGAAUCGAUGUUCGUAGGUAUUGAGGUCGGUCAAUCUCUGGUGAUUGACGAUCCGGAUGGUGAUUUCGUUGUCACUGCGUUUGACGCCAAUCACUGUCCAGGAGCAGUGAUGUUUCUGUUUGAAGGAAGUUUUGGCAAUGUAUUUCACACAGGAGAUUGCAGAUUAACCCCCGAGUGUUUGCUAAGUUUACCAGACAAGUACAUUGGCAAGAAAGGGAAAGAACCAAAAUGUCCAUUUGAUUACAUCUUUUUAGAUUGCACAUUUGGUCAAUGUCCUGUGAAGAUGCCCAGCAAACACUCAGCGAAGCAGCAGGUUAUCAACUGUAUAUGGAAACACCCUGAUGCCCGUGCGGUGUAUUUGGCAUGUGAUCUUCUAGGUCAAGAAGAGAUACUUGUAGAGGUGUCACAAACAUUUGGUGAGAAGAUAUAUGUAGAUAAAGACAAAAACUUAGCGUGCUUUAACUCGCUUAAACUUAUAGCCCCUGAGAUCAUAUCAGAAGACCCAUCUUCACGUUUCCAACUAUUUGAUUGCUUCCCAAAACUAUAUGAAAGAGCUGGAGCAAUGCUAGCUGAUGCACGUGCCAGUUUUCAGCACGAACCCCUUAUUAUACGUCCUUCUUCACAAUGGUAUGCUUGUAAUGAGGGUGUUUCUGAGAUAGAAAAGCAAAGAAAGAAAAGAGUUGAUCAAGCUGUCAAAGAUAUGCAUGGUAUUUGGCAUGUAUGCUACUCAAUACACUCAUCCAGAGAGGAAAUGGAUUGGGCCUUGCAACUUCUUGGGCCUAAAUGGGUAGUGUCAACAACGCCUAGCUGCAGGGCUAUGGAGCUGGAUUAUGUUAAAAAGCACUGUUUUAAAAAUCGACAAACUUUUGACAACUCUCUAUGCAAACUUCUUGACAUUAAUAUGGUAGAGUCUUUAGUUCCAGAUGGAUCAAAUGAAAAUUUGAGCAGCUCUCAUGUGGUGGACAUCUCCAGUGGCUAUAUAGAAAAGCAAUCUGGACCUUUUGUCAGAUCCACCUACCAGCGGAAACGGUUGAGUUUAUCUCCCCCAAGCAAAAGGCCAAUGGUCACAUUAUUUGGGCAAGCGAGGCUUGGACUCACCUAUUCAUCCUUCCUACUUGAAUGUAAAGAUGCAUCAGUCAUUUGUAACUCUGAGGAGAAAGAACUGAUUGUGGCAAAAAAUGUUUCCUUUCAGAAAAAAAAUGUUAUAACUGAGAAUUCUGAAGAGCAAUUUGUAACAAUGAGACAAAUUGAGUUUUCUGGAACAAAUUGCAGUGGGCCUAACAAUACUUAUGAUAAGGAGAUUUCCACCAGUAGCUCAAUGGCGAAAUCAGCAGCAGAAACAAAGAAUGUGUCAUUUGAGAAAGAAGAUAUUACUCAAGUGAAUGCUAAAGAGCAAUUACAAACCAAGAGAAAAGUUGAAUUUACUGAGACAAAUUCCACAGAACAUGCUGCUACCCUAACUGUGAGGUCUUCGAACUGCUAUGAUGAAAACUUUAGAAGAUUAUACAGGUCUAUGAAUGUACCAGUGCCUCAGCGCCUUCCCUCUCUUGUGAUGCUAAUGAAAACCAAAAAAUCUGCAAGGAAGAGGACUUAAAAAAAUUCUUUCUCUACAA